Molecule: messenger RNA, 2456 nt
Organism: Ictalurus furcatus (blue catfish)
Lineage: Eukaryota; Metazoa; Chordata; Actinopteri; Siluriformes; Ictaluridae
Product: UDP-glucuronosyltransferase 2C1-like
Exons: 6
Coding region: 624-2231 (535 amino acids)
Molecular function (GO): UDP-glycosyltransferase activity
Source: RefSeq, a predicted model, not a curated record
ACAAAACAACCUAGGACGCUCCCAGAACAGAUUCCAGUUAUUAACAAACAGCAGAUUCUGUUCACUACACCAGGAAACUAUUCUCUGAUUGUUUGUGCUGGCAUGUUGACAGUUCCAAAGCAGGGAUCACAUGGUGUUAGUUGGUGUUAGAGAUCACAUGGUAUGGUGUUAGUUCAUUGGAUGCUGGUUUUAGAUGUUCCAUGUGCAUUGGUUAAACUGUCAGUGAAAAUGACUCAACCACUAACCCAGCGGUUGGGUUACACAAGACAACCCAAAAACUACCCAAGACUGUGAUAAUAACAAUUAAAUGUCCCAAAAGACUCAACCCAGGGUUUGUGUAGAAAAAAAACCCCAGCAUGUUUUAGAGAGUACCACCCGACCCGGGAAAGUACCUUUGGUACCGUUAUAUUUUGGUACCGUUAGUGAGGUGCUGGAGCUGUACUCCUCUUUGUAAAUGCGGGGUUUUUUUUCUUUUCACCUCAGUGCAGCUGUCAGUCAGGAAAAGGGGGCGUGGCCACACCACUGGAAUUAACUUUACCUUCUAACUCAACCCAGUGUGAGUUAAUUAUCUCAGAUGGACAGUGUUUAAUCACGCACAUUUCUCUCUCACACACACUCUGAGGAUGGAGAUGAGGAUGGAGAUGAGGAUGGAGAUGAAGGUGUUCCCGGUGCUAAUGCUGUGCGCUUUUCUGGCAGGAGUGCACGGCGGGAACGUGUUGGUCUGGCCCUGCGAUGGAAGUCACUUUCUGAACAUGAUCCCGGUUCUGGACGCGCUGAUGGACCGAGGACACCGGGUAUCGGUGCUCAUGCCGAGCGUAGCGCUUCAGCGGGACGUGCGCCAAGCCGCGCACUUCGACCUGCUCUCCUUCAACGUGUCGGUGUCGUACUCGGAGCUGCAGCUGUUCCUGGAGGAAUACCUGCGCUUUUUGAUCUACGACAGGGCGCGCGCCGGUCUGCUGCAGAAGUACGUGGAGUUCUACCGGCUCGCCUCCCGCAGGCAGGACCUGGUCCUCUCGUACUGCGAGGGCACGCUCCGGAACCCGCCGCUCAUGGACAAGCUGAGGCGCAUGCGCUUCGACGCGGUCCUCGCGGACCCGGUGUACCCGUGCAGCGACCUGUUGGCGCACACGCUCGGCGUGCCGUUCGUCUACACUUUCCGCUUCUCCAUCGCGCACACCGUGGAGCGCCUGUGCGGCGCGAGCGUAACGCCACUGGCCUACGUGCCGGGAUCUACGUGCAGCCUCACUGACCGCAUGAGCUUCACGCAGCGCGUGCGCAAUGUGCUCUUCUACUGGAGUCAGGACGUCAUGACCCUGAGCCUGUGGAGGAAAUACGACCAGUACUACAGCCAGUAUUUAGGUAAACCCACAAGUUACUGUGAGAUGAUGGGUCGAGCUGAUAUCUGGUUGAUCAGAGCUUACUGGGACUUCGAGUUCCCACGACCUCUCCUACCAAACUUCAUCUAUGUCGGAGGCCUGCACUGUACUCCUGCUAAACCUUUACCAGAGGGUAUGGAGGAGUUUGUUCAGAGCUCUGGAGAUGAUGGUGUUGUGGUGUUCACUCUGGGCACGCUGAUCACAAACCUCACCAUGGAGAAGUCCAACAUGAUCGCCUCGGCUCUCGGACAGAUCCCUCAGAAGGUGGUGUGGAGUUACCGAGGAGAGAAGCCACACACUCUGGCUCCAAACACCAGGAUUUAUCGCUGGAUUCCCCAAAACGAUUUACUGGGUCAUCCCAAAACCCGAGUGUUCGUCACUCAUGGUGGCUCGAACAGUGUGUAUCAGGCCAUUUAUCACGGCGUGCCCAUGGUGGGGAUCCCGCUGUUUGCCGAUCAACCAGAUAACAUGGUGCGCAUGCAGGCCAGAGGCGUCGCCAUCGUCCUGGACAUUAACAAAAUGCAGACGCAGGACCUGGUGGACGCUCUUAAAGCCAUCAUCUAUCAACCAGAGUACAAGGCGAACGCCCGGCGUCUGUCCCAGACGCACCAUGAGCGUCCCAUCAAACCUCUGGACGAGGCCGUGUUCUGGAUCGAGUACGUGAUGAAGAAUAAAGGCGCUAAACACCUGCGCGUAGCCGCUCAUCAGCUCUCCUGGUACCAGUACUACCUGCUGGAUGUGCUGAGCUUCAUCCUCCUCGCACUCGCUCUAAUCCUCUACAUCUUUAUGAAAACCAGCAGAGUCGGCCUCUGGAUCAUCAAAUCAACACGAAAUCACAAGAGGAAGUUGGAGUGACGUCCACUCUGUAGAAAGAUCACAACGCAGAACGUGUUGUACUUUCUGUUUUGCAGUAAAUGAAAUGAAAAUGCUAUUGAAACAUAUAUAAUGUGAAUUCUACAGGUGAGACUGACUUUACUUUAAAUUAAAAUUCUGUUUUAUUUGUUUGGUGUAAAACUCUUUCAUUAUUAUUGUUCUUACAUUCCCACCUCGGUCUAGUCUCCCUGAGGUAAGACGGAUGAA